Messenger RNA from Galeopterus variegatus (Sunda flying lemur), 635 nucleotides. It is a transcript of the gene CLIC3, whose product is annotated as chloride intracellular channel 3. Bases 24 to 635 code for a protein of 203 amino acids. The record is from RefSeq and is a predicted model, not a curated record. NCBI's taxonomy places the organism in Eukaryota, Metazoa, Chordata, Mammalia, Dermoptera, Cynocephalidae. The transcript has 6 exons.
CCCUGACCGCCUCAGCUCCCACCAUGGCCGAGACCGCCAAGCUCCAGCUGUUUGUCAAGGCGAGCGAGGACGGGGAGAGCGUGGGGCACUGCCCUUCCUGCCAGCGGCUCUUCAUGAUCCUGCUCCUGAAGGGUGUGCCCUUCACGCUCACCACCGUGGACACACGCAGGUCCCCGGACGUGCUGAAGGACUUCGCCCCUGGCUCACAGCUGCCCAUCCUGCUCUAUGACGGCGACGCCAAGACGGACACGCUGCACAUCGAGGAGUUUCUGGAGGAGACGCUGGGGCCACCCCACUUCCCGAGCCUGGCGCCGCGGUACAGGGAGUCCAGCACGGCGGGCAACGACGUGUUCCACAAGUUCUCCGCGUUCAUCAAAAGCCCGGUGCCCGCUCAGGACCACGCUCUGCACCAGCAGCUGCUGCGCGCCCUCACCAGGCUGGACAGCUACCUCACGUGCCCCCCGCCCCGCCCGCAGACCGUGUGCGCGCACUUCCGCCAGGCGCCCAUCCCCGCGGAGCUGCGCGGCGUCCACCGCUACCUGGACAGCGCGCUGCAGGAAAAGGAGUUCAAGUACACGUGUCCGCACAGCGCCGAGAUCCUGGCGGCCUACCGGCCCGCCGUGCGCCCCCGCUAG